Molecule: messenger RNA, 1563 nt
Organism: Nycticebus coucang (slow loris)
Lineage: Eukaryota; Metazoa; Chordata; Mammalia; Primates; Lorisidae
Gene: IRF3
Product: interferon regulatory factor 3
Exons: 8
Coding region: 207-1493 (428 amino acids)
Biological process (GO): immune system process; regulation of transcription by RNA polymerase II
Cellular component (GO): nucleus
Molecular function (GO): protein binding; DNA-binding transcription factor activity, RNA polymerase II-specific; RNA polymerase II cis-regulatory region sequence-specific DNA binding
Source: RefSeq, a predicted model, not a curated record
UCACCGGACGGCCCCUUUAGUUCUGGGGUUGUCACCCAAAGGAUGAUAAAGUUGCUUGUAUUUCAAGAAAUCGAAAAUAACGCUCUCUAAAGUCCGGCCGUCGGGAAGGGGGGUUCCCAGCUUCGAGUUUGAGAACUAUCCGAUCGCAAAGACAGGGUUGAGCCCCUGCACCCUGGGCGCCCCAACUGUCCGCCAUAGGUGGGACCAUGGGAACCCCAAAGCCGCGGAUCCUGCCCUGGCUGGUGUCACAGCUGGACCAGGGGCAGCUGGAGGGCGUGGCCUGGGUGAACGAGAGCCACACACGCUUCCGCAUUCCUUGGAAGCACGGCUUGCGGCAGGAUGCCCAGCAGCAGGAUUUCGGCAUAUUCCAGGCCUGGGCUGAGGCAAGCGGUGCCUACACUCCGGGGAAGGAUAAGCCCGACCUGACAACCUGGAAGAGGAAUUUCCGGGCUGCCCUGAACCGGAAGGAAGGGGUGGUACGGUUAGCAGACGACCGGAGCAAGGACCCUCAUGACCCACAUAAAAUCUACGAGUUUGUGACCUCAGCAGGAGGUGGAAACUCUUCCCAGUCCAACACUUUGUCAGACACCAGUGGUGGAGGCAGUACCUUUGAUACCCAGGAAGACAUUCUAGAGUUACUGGAUAGCAUGGUCUUGGCCCCACUCACAGAUGGAAGGCCCCCAGGCCUGGAUGUGGACACUGAGCCCCACUCUCAGCUCUUACUGAGCCCCAACUCGGACAAUUCCGCUCCCUGCCCAUACCUGGCGCUUCCUGAAAACCCACUGAAGCGACUGCUGGUGCCAGAGGAACAAUGGGAGUUCGAGGUGACAGCCUUCUACCGGGGCCGCCAAGUCUUCCAGCAGACCAUCCUAUGCCCAGGGGGCCUACGGCUGGUGGGGUCCGAAGCAGCAGAUAGGAUGUUUCCUGGGCAGUCAGUAACACUGCCAGACCCUGGGACAUCCCUGACAGAUAGGGGAGUGAUGGGCUACGUGAGGCAUGUGCUGAGCCGCCUAGGUGGGGGACUGGCUCUGUGGAGGGUCGGGCAGCGACUUUGGGCCCAGCGACUGGGGCAAUGCCACACAUACUGGGCCAUGGGUGAGGAGCUGCUCCCCAACAGCGGGCAUGGGCCUGCUGGUGAGGUGCCUAAGGACAAGGAAGGAGGUGUGUUCGACCUGGGGCCAUUCAUGGCAGAUCUGAUUACCUUCAUUGAAGGAGGCGGACACUCACCACGCUAUACCCUCUGGUUCUGCAUUGGGGAACGGUGGCCUCAGGACCAGCCAUGGACCAAGAGGCUUGUUAUGGUCAAGGUUGUUCCCACAUGCCUCAGAGCUCUGCUAGACAUGGCCCGGUCAGGGGGGGCCUCCUCACUAGAGAACACCGUGGACCUGCACAUUUCCAACAGCCAGCCACUCUCCCUCACCCCUGACCAGUACAAGGCCUGCCUCCAGGACCUGGUUGAGGACAUGGAUUUCCAGGUCCUUGGGGAUGCCUGAGUACUUGGUCUGGUCCUCAUAGGUGCAGGCCCCUAACUCUCCACCUCAACCAAUAAACUAGUUCCGGUGA